UAUACACACACACAUCACACAUACACAUACACAUACACAUACAUAAAGAUUAUAUGCGACUUUCUGUUUAUUAUAACUUAACCUCUAAACCCAUCCCUGAUUCGAUCCGAUUAUCAAUUAUCACAUUUAAAGAGUUCAAACAUGAAUUUACGAGAGCCAAAGAAGAAAAGAACAAAGUUGAAAUUACAGUUACCAUUCCCCAUUCCACUGAAUGAACCACAGAACUGGCCAAUAUAUACAGCACACCUCACAGAUGUAGGAACCUGCAUAAUUGAGCCUGAUGAGAUGGCUGCGGUGCAUUCUAUGGGAUUUUUUGGCAAAGGAUCAUUAUCACGUAGUUAUCCAUCGUUUGGCAAAAGAAGAUAUGAAGCACCACCUGUUAUUCGGAACAGACAAUGGGUUCGCAGACAGAAAUGGCUUGAGGAAGUCAAAGAAUUGAACUCUAGUAACUACAAAGACGUUAAAGCAAUUGCACAAUCCGAAGAAGAAAACGUUACGAAUAACGAUGAAGAAAACAUUGGCGAUGUCGUUGAAAUUCCAUCAAAUUCCAUUGAAAAUGGAAAUAAGCAGAGAAACGAGACCGACACAAAGAAUAUAAAAAUUGAUGAAGUUACUUUAGAUUCUGCAGAGGAAGAUGAUAUAUGCAUUAUUAUCAAUAGGGACACGAAACAACAAUGUGAUAACACUGAAAGUUCACCAAAUGCUUACGAUGAUAUGAACAAUUCAGAAGAAGAGGAAGAACAAUAUCAGGAAUUGAAUAAUUACGAUUUUAAAAGCGAUUGUGAAAAUGAGAAUGAAAAUCAACAUGGAAAGUUGUUAGUACUGCCAGAUAGCGAUUCGGACACCGAAAAUUAUUUGAAAAAUAUUAAGCCGAGAAUUGAAAACGAAGGUUUUCCUAUUCGAGAAGCUCUACAUCUCACCUUUGAAGAGACUUUUUUUCUUCUUUUUGGAUUAGGUUGUCUGCAAGUGGUUCACUUUGAUGGCAGUUUGUUGAAUAUUAAUAGCGCAUGGUUAUACUUUUGCAAAGAAAAACCAGAUUUUUUACAGAAAUAUAUAGUUUAUCAUUAUUAUAGGAGUAAAGGUUGGAUAAUCAAGCCCGGUGUAAAAUAUGGUGGUGAUUUUUUGCUUUAUAAAGAGGGACCACCCUUUUAUCAUGCUUCUUACAAUGUUAUAGUUGAAGUAGUAGAUGCAGAUUCUUUAAUUAUCGAUUCAACGAUGUCCUCGCGAACUAUGACGUGGACCAAUUUAUAUGGAUAUGAGAGGCUCUCCGAAAACGCUGCUAAGGAAAUACUCUUCGCGCAAGUUUUAUGGCCAUCAUCGGUACCUCGGGAUAUCAGUGCUACUAGUCCGGAAAUACUUUCAGAAUUCACAGUAAGAGAAUUACUCUGGCGUCGAUGGAAUCCGAAACGACAUCGGGAAGAUGUUCUUAUCGAAGAUGAGGAUGAAGACUCUUCCUGAUUUCCUAAUCAUUAUGCAAGUUUUAUAUAUCAAAUUUUUAUCAUGAUACCGCACACAUCCGCGCGUACAUGCGCGUAUAUACAUAUAUGUAUUAUUCUUUAUUUAAUAAGCUGUAUAUAUAUUUUGCAUUAAAGUGUAAUGUAAAUUGCUAUAUAAUGUCCUAUGGUAAA
Pogonomyrmex barbatus (red harvester ant) is the source of this 1628-nucleotide messenger RNA. RefSeq names its product tRNA splicing endonuclease subunit 2 (gene Tsen2). The record is from RefSeq and is a predicted model, not a curated record. Gene Ontology annotation, biological process: tRNA-type intron splice site recognition and cleavage; tRNA splicing, via endonucleolytic cleavage and ligation. NCBI's taxonomy places the organism in Eukaryota, Metazoa, Arthropoda, Insecta, Hymenoptera, Formicidae. Gene Ontology annotation, cellular component: cytoplasm; tRNA-intron endonuclease complex. Gene Ontology annotation, molecular function: nucleic acid binding; tRNA-intron lyase activity.